UGCAACUAACUGGCCUGAUAUGCACGUAUUGUUGGAGCGCGCACGCACUACAUUGAGUCAAUUGAAGCAAUAUGUCAGUUACUUCCGCGCUGGUGCGCCGCUGAUAGUUUGCCGUCUGAAACGUGGGUUAAGUGGUAGCGGUUCCUUAUCUAGGAAGGGAUUUUAUCGUGGUUCGCUGCUAAGGACAGGCGGUAACAAUGAGCUCUCGCAGAGGUAAAACGGCUAACACAGAAGUUAAAUUGACAAGAAAUUCAAUCAGGUCUAAUGAAGAUCAAAAAACCUCCAACAUGGCAGAUGCCAAAUACAUAGGCAAAAAGACUGUGAAGACGAGAAACCGGACAAACCUGGAUAAUCUAACUUUUGAUGAACGCCCAAAACCCGUGACAAGAAGCCACACAACCCCAAAAGACCUAUAUUCUGAUGGAGAUGAUAAUAAUGAUGACGAAGAAUCAAAGCAAAAACCCUGGGUUUCUCUAUCAAAAACAUCAAGCAUUGAUGAUGAUGAUGAUGAUGAUGAUGAUGAUGAUGAAGAAGCAAAGCAAAAACCCUGGAUUUCUCCAUCAAAACCACCAAGCUUUGAUGAUGGUGAUGAAGCUGAUGAUUAUGAUGAUUAUGAUAAUGAAGAUGAUGGUGAAUUGGAGCCAAGACAUUUGAUUCUUCAAAAAAGAAUGGACUUCAAAAAAGCUGGGAUGGGAAACCAGAAAAACCUAUUUUCUGAUGACGAUGAAGACUCUGAUACCACCUCAAAAACUUCAAGCAGUGACCACAAAAAAACUGUGAAGAGUAACCAGACAAACAGAAAAGACUCAUUUUCUGAAGGCACAUCAUGGUAUUCCAACAAAAUUAUCACAAUGUUUUCCGUUUUUGUCACAUUGGUAAUUGCCUCAUUUUUGGCUGCACAUUAUGACCUGUAUGGUGCCUUCAGGAUUAACGAGAAUAAUAGCAAUGCCCUAAGGCAUUUCCAGGACCACUUUAAUGCUCUGAAGUCUUCUUAUGGUAACCAAUCUGAGGAUCUAUGGAAAAGAACUAGGCGUUCUUUAGAGUUGCACCUUAACAAGUCAGAGUCCAAUACGCAGCCUGUCAUCAUUUUGCUGACUGCAGCGCGUGAUGCAGAGAGGACCCUGCAGUGCUUAAGCAGCCAACUAGCAAGGGUGUAUUCUGUCUCCCGUAAUAACAGCUAUAUGGUUAUCUCUGGGGCAAACAAAACUUUCCAAAACGGUGAGAGUGCUAAACUGGCCAUAGAUAAUAUUUUGGCCUCUGGCUUCCAAGAUACAUCAUCAGCAGCAGUUCUACAACACAUUGAAUCAUUGCACCCUGGUGCACUUCUCAUUCUGUACAAAUAUUGUGACCAUGAGAAUGCUGCCUUCAAGAACGUGGCACUAGUGUUGACUGUACUUCUCGAAGAUUCGAUACUGGAACGACAGCUGUCUCUUAAAGAAAUCGAAGAAAAGGUCAGAGAUUUUUUAUCUGAGAAGAUGAUUUCCUCAAAGAGCAGAGAAUCACACAGCGAAAUGGAUGCAGACAAACUAAGUGGUGUGUGGAGUCGAAUCUCACACACGGUGCUCCCUGUGUACCCAGAGGAUACAUUUGGAGACUGUGGCGGAAUAGAACAGGGGUUAUGAAACAAUAAGGCUUUUUUUGUGCUGGACUAUAUGUGCUACUGUUAUUUAUCUUUGCCUGUGAAAUUUUGAACUGCUGAUUUACAGCCUUCAUGCUUUCCCUCAGAUUCUGGUUUAGGCUGUACGUAGGCAUUCAGAACUGUAAGGCAAAAAUCAGUUAACAAACGCUAGAACUCUCCAACCAUGGCUUGCAGGCAAUUUCCACUGUCAUUGAGAGGUUUUGGAUGAUUUGGUGACAUCGUGUGCCAUAGCCUUAAGUGGCAAAACAAAAAAAUUGCACUAGUCUUUAAUUUAAAGCAAUACAAUAUUGAGAAACAUUUUUAUAAAAAAAAACAAGAUAAAGAAAAUAAAACCCUGCUUUCCCACCUCUUUUCUCUGAUUGGACAUUGAAGUCUUCUUUUGUAAAUUAGCACAAUUUUACUAUAAUACGUUUAAAGUUAAAUAUACUAUAGUUAAGCUUAACGUUGUUACACAGUUUAAAACUAUGGCUGAACUAUAAAUGCUUGGUCUGUGAAAUGUAUUCUUGUUUAUUGGCUUUUAGCACUGAGCCAUACCUACUUAGUAAAUAUUACUGGAAAAUAUUUUGUGGUUUGCAUUGAUUAAUGCAAUCUGUGCUUUUCUACAGUUCUUAUAUAAUCCUUUUUUUUUUUUUUUUUUAUAAAAACCUUGGAUAUCAUUUUCAGUGACCCAAUUACCUUUAGUAAAAAAAAGAACUUUUAGACUAAUAGCGCAUGGGUAGUUUUCUCUGCUGAGCACAAAAAUGCAGUUUAUCAUCACCACACCAAAAUCUAUUGUGUGCUCACAGGCUGAUCUUGUGCCUGUCAGUGCACACACAUUCAUGGAGAGGAAGGCAAUGAAUCAGUUUUUCCAAUCCAUGUUCUAAUUAGCCUUAAUGUCCAGAAAACAACUGCUUCAAAUUAUAGUUACAUCACAUUGUGAGGGAAAAAAAUGGCUGAUCUCCGUUGUCCAGGGACUUGCGAUUCCACACAGAUUCUUACAAAUCGGAAUCCUCAGAAAGUGUUGGAAUUGAUCCAGAUCCCAAAAUGAAUUCUGGAUCUUUGUUUAUCGUGUACCCUUUGAAAUAUCUCUGUGUGCAAAAUGAUGGUUGGUUUAAUAAAAAUGUUUAAUAUGCUUUCAUGGAAAAAUAUAUUUUUGUGUGUGCUUGCUUCAGGUUAGCAUGUGAGCAUAUGGCUAAGAGGGAAAAUUGAAUGUUGUCAGUCAGCAUUUGGUAAGGAGCUGUAAAUUACUGCUUGUGCUUUUUAGACAGAUUUUGUGCUUGCAUUUCAAUUUGGCUAUGUUUUCAUUGUGUUUACCUUUCAAGUCAUUUUUUUUAUUUGUCAUACUAUUCUGCCUUUAUCAAGCCCCAAAUGAAAAUGUCUUGUUUUUAGGGCCAAUAGCCAUGGAUAUUUGGCCUUUCAAAUUGAUGCCUGGUUGCUGGGAUAAUGAAGACUGAGCACUUACUGAAAAUUGUAUUAUAAUAUCAUUGUGUACAUACCAAAAGUUAAUUUUCAGGUGAACUCUUCUUGUAAUUGAGUAGUAAUUCUAAAUGAUGCCUAGAGUCUCCUAAAUUGCUUAUUGUGGCUAGGCUUACAUCAGUGGUUGUAUAAAAUACAGAAUUCUGAAUAGAAGCAGCUUUUUCUUGAAAUAAAUCUGUUUUGAAUAA
This is a messenger RNA of Xenopus laevis (African clawed frog), 3282 nucleotides long. It is a transcript of the gene tor1aip1.L, whose product is annotated as torsin-1A-interacting protein 1. The transcript is spliced from 12 exons. Bases 198 to 1622 code for a protein of 474 amino acids. The record is from RefSeq and is a predicted model, not a curated record. Lineage: Eukaryota; Metazoa; Chordata; Amphibia; Anura; Pipidae.